Molecule: messenger RNA, 450 nt
Organism: Enterobius vermicularis (human pinworm)
Lineage: Eukaryota; Metazoa; Nematoda; Chromadorea; Rhabditida; Oxyuridae
Source: the annotation of a GenBank genome assembly
AUGUUUAGUAGGGCAGCGAGCAAGCGUUCGGUCUUAAUCGUAAUUAUAUCUGGUGUAACUUUAGGAUUUGAGCCUCUUGGACUGUAUUAUUUGGAGAGUAACUGGGUGAUAAAUUACUGCAAAGUGCAAGAUGUAGUGGAUCCUUUGCAACUACAUGUAUCGGAAGAUUCAACAAAUACGUUGACUGUGAUCAACAAAAUAGGUAAGUUUGGCUUUGAAGGCUCAGCUUUUACGUUUGUUAUCCUGGCUGUAGGACGAUUAUCAGCAGAAAAACGGAAUGCUAUUUUAUCUUCUGCACGUUUGCUGACUGUACUCACUGUGGGAAGACUUGGGAUCGAUUCAGAAGUAAUUGACUUGCAUAGAUGCUUUGGGGGAACAGCGACACCGUUGAGGCAGUCGAGUGUGAAGCAAAGAGGGUUAAACUUUUUGGACGACAUAGACUUUGACUAG